GGAUGGCCACCUGAAGGGGGCUGCGUGGUCCCCGUCUUUGGUGCCUUUGUCUAGAACAUGCUGUCCAUUUGGCUCGAGAAAUCUUCGGCCUAAAUGUUAAUAUUUAUCAUUUACAGCCGGCCAUUGCCCUCUUUCAAAGGUGAACACAGGAAAAUUUAUGACAGGGACAUUAUCUGAUAACGGAGGAACAUAAAGGAGGAAGAGUGGCAGCCUGUCUGUCCACGCGAACAAUUCGCUCAAGCCCGGGACGCCUGGAGGAUUCUGCCAUGGGGCUGUGGCCACGCUUUUUCCUCCUAGGACUGCUGCUUCUGGGGCAAGGGACCACCCAGGCCCAUACCUCUGCUGGAGGGAAUGCAUUGGAAGAGCAGCUAUGGCCAGAGUUGCAGACACUGAAGAAUUUUCCAUUCCAAUGCAACCAAAAGAGGCUGGGAUCCAGCGAGCCUUCUACGUCAGUCCACUCUCUGAGACCAUCCAACAUUAAAUUUGUGGCAGCCAUUGGCAAUGUGGAAAUUCAUCCAGACUCAGGGACGGUCGAUGUGGAGAUGCACAAAUGGGCUGAAAAAUGGUCACAGCAGGUGUGCACGGGAGUGGUGACAGUCCUUUCAGAUAUCAUCAGACAUUUCAGUCCCUCUCUUCUGAGGCCUGAGUACGCUGGGAAAACAGUGAGGCCUGGUGCUAGCGCUGAGGACUUACAGAUUCAGGCAAAAGAACUGGUGAGGAGCAUGAAAGAGAACCAGGAACUUGACUUUCAAAAGGACUGGAAGCUUAUCAAUGUGUUCUUCAGUAACACAAGCCAGAGUCACCUUUGUCCCUCCACCCAACAGCAAAGGCACGUGACAGGAGGCAUGGACAAGCUAACUAGAAUCCUGGACUACCUGCACCAGGAGGUCCCCAAAGCAUUUGUGAACCUGGUGGAUCUCUCUGAGGUUCUGAGGGUCUCUCGCUGGCAUCCAAGGACUCGGCUCAGCCCCACAGCCGAGCGCUGCAGGCUCUCCGAGGAGACAUCGAGGCUGUCCCAGGUUGUGACACAGUGGUCCUAUCAGGACAGCUGGGAACAUCUCCUGGCCUCCAGCAAGUACAGCAAGCAGGAGUCCUUCACAGUGGUUUUCCAGCCGUUCUUCUACGAGCCAGCCCUGUCACCAUUCUUGGGGCAGCGGCCACUCGAGGAUCCCACCACCCUUGCCUUGAGCCUCUGGAACAGCAUGAUGGAGCCAGCAGGACAGAAAGGUGAACCAUUUAGUGCAAAAGAGAGCAGGCUGGUGAAAUGUCCCUCUCAGGAGAAACCCUAUCUGUUCACCUACAGGAACAGCAAUUACCUGCUCAGGUUGCCAAAACCCCAUGAGAAGCUUGAGGCGAGGGAUGGAGUGGAAGUCAGGUGCCCUGACAAGGAUCCCUCUGACACGGUUCCCACCUCAGUUCACAGGCUGAAGCUGGCUGACAUCAAGGUGCUCGGAGCCCUGGGGGACUCUCUCACGGCCGGUAAUGGGGCCGGGUCCAAGCCUGGGAACGUCUUGGACGUCUUGACUCAGUAUCGAGGCCUGUCCUGGAGCGGCGGCGGCGAUCACAACCUCAGCAGCGUCACCACCCUGGCGAACAUCCUCCGGGAAUUCAGCCCUUCCCUGAAAGGCUUCUCUGUUGGCACCGGGACACAAAACAGCCCUGGAGCCUUCCUGAACCAGGCCGUGGCAGGAGACCGAGCUGAGGAUUUACCUGUUCAGGCCAGAAAGCUGGUGGAUCUGAUGAAGAAUGACAUGAAGAUAAAUUUCCAGGAAGAUUGGAAGAUAAUAACCCUGUUUAUAGGAGGCAACGACCUCUGCGAUUUCUGCGAUGAUCCAGUCCAUUAUUCUCCCCAGAACUUUGUGGACAACAUUGGGAAGGCUCUGGACAUCCUCCACGCUGAGGUUCCUCGGGCAUUUGUGAACCUGGUGAAGGUGCUGGAGAUCAUCAACCUGAGGCAGCUCUACCUGGAGAAGGAAGUCAGCUGCCCGAGGAUAAUCCUCAGGUCUCUGUGUCCCUGUGUCCUGAAGUUUGAUGAUGACUCAGCAGAACUGGCCUCCCUCAUCGAAGUGAAUAAGAAGUACCAGGAGGGGACUCAUCACCUGGUUGAGAGUGGGCGAUAUGACACAAGGGAAGAUUUUACUGUGGUCGUACAGCCAUUCUUUGAAAAAGUGGACAUGCCAAAGACCUCGGAGGGGUUGCCUGACAGCUCCUUCUUCGCUCCCGACUGCUUCCACUUCAGUAGCAAGGCUCAUGCCCACGCAGCCAGCGCCCUCUGGAACAACAUGCUGCAACCUGUCGGCCAGAAGACGACUCGGCAUAAUUUUGAAAACAAGAUCAAUAUCACGUGUCCCAACCAGGCCUGGCCCUUCCUGAGCACCUACAGGAACAGCGUGCAGGGUCAUGGGAGCCAGCUACUGUGCGAGGACAGGAUGCCUUCUGCCUCACCGCCCACCUCAGUGCAUGCCCUGAGACCCGCAGAUAUCCAAGUUGUGGCUGCUCUGGGAGAUUCUCUGACCGCUGGCAAUGGAAUUGGCUCCAAACCAGAUGACCUUCUUGAUGUCACCACUCAGUAUCGGGGGCUGUCAUAUAGUUCAGGAGGGGAUGGCUCCCUGGAGACUGUGACCACUUUACCGAAUAUCCUUCGGAAAUUUAAUAGAAAUCUCAAAGGCUACGCGGUGGGCACGGGUGAUGCCAGUGAGACAAAUGCGUUUCUCAAUCAGGCUGUUCCUCGAGCAAAGGCUGAGGAACUCACAAGCCAAGUCCAGACCCUGGUACAGAGGAUGAAAGAUGAUCACAGCAUGCGUUUCCACGAGGACUGGAAGGUCAUCACAGUGCUGAUCGGAGGCAGUGAUUUGUGUGACUUCUGCACGGACUCGAAUCUGUAUUCUGCUGCCAACUUCUUUGACCGUCUCCGCAAUGCCUUGGACAUCCUGCAUAGAGAGGUCCCCAGAGCCCUGGUCAAUCUCGUGGACUUCAUGAACCCCAGCAUAAUGCGGCAGGUGUUCCUGGGGAACCCAGACAAGUGCCCGGUGCAGCAGGCCAGCGCUCUGUGUAACUGUGUCCUGACCCCUCGGGACAGCUCCCAAGAGCUGGCCAGGUUGGAGGCCAUCACCCAAGCCUACCAGAGCAUCAUGCGUGAGCUGGUGGAGUCGGGCCGCUACGACACGCGGGAAGACUUCUCGGUGGUGCUACAGCCAUUCUUCCACAAUGUCCAGCUGCCCAUCCUGCCGGACGGGCACCUGGAUAUGACCUUCUUUGCCCCAGACUGCAUCCACCCAAGUCAGAAAUCCCACUCCCAGCUCUCCAGAGCCCUUUGGGCCAAUAUGCUUGAACCACUAGGAAGGAAAACGGAUACCCUGAACCUGAGGGCAGAUAUCCCCCUCUCCUGCCCCACUCCGAAUGAGCCCUUCCUGAGAACGCCCGGGAACAGUAACUACACUUACUCCACCAAACCAGCCAUUGAGAACUGGGGCAGUGACUUCCUGUGUAUGGAGUGGAAUCCGUCCAGCAGUGUCCCCACCUCAGUCCAUAAGCUCCGACCAGCAGACAUUAAAGUGGUGGCCGCCCUGGGUGACUCGUUGACCACGGCGUUGGGAGCCCAUCCAGGCAAGUUCGGUGACCUACCCACAUCCUGGAGGGGACUCUCCUGGAGCAUCGGAGGGGACGGCACCUUGGAGACCCACACCACACUGCCCAACAUCCUGAGGAAGUUCAACCCUUCCGUCCUUGGGUUCUCUACCGGCACACAGGAGGGCACAGCAGGCCUGAAUGUAGCAGUGAAAGGUGCCAGGGCUCGGGACAUGCCAGCCCAGGCCCGGGACCUGGUGGAGCGAAUGAAGAAGAGCCCGGAAAUCAACCUAGAAACAGACUGGAAGCUGAUCACACUCUUCAUUGGGAGCAACGACUUGUGUCAUUACUGCGAGAAUCUGGAGGCCCUACCAGCUGAGGAGUAUGUUCAGCACAUCCAGCGGGCCCUGGACAUCCUCUAUGAGGAGCUUCCGAGGGCUUUCAUCAACGUGGUGGAGAUCAUGGAGCUGGCUGGCCUACACCAGGGCCAAGGCGGGAAAUGUGACAUGCAAGUGGCGGCUCAGAGCAGCUGCGCUUGCCUCGGACGCACCCAGAGCUCCCGGGAGAUGCAGGAACUGAAGAAAGUGAACUGGAACUUCCAGAGUGGCAUCUCCCGGCUGACCUACCAGCAACAGUACCUUCAGCGUGAGGACUUCGCCGUGGUGCUGCAGCCAUUCUUCCAAAACACUCUCAUCCCCCUGAACAGCAGAGGGGGCGCUGACCUCACCUUCUUCUCCGACGACUGCUUCCACUUCUCAGAGCGCGGUCACGCCGAGAUGGCCAUUGCCCUCUGGAACAACAUGCUGGAACCCGUGGGCCAAAAGACGACCUCCAACAACUUCACCCACAGCCGAACCAAACUCAAGUGCCCCUCUCCUGAGAGCCCUUAUCUCCACACCCUGGGGAACAGUCAGCCACUCCAAGACCAGGCUGAUGCAGGCCCCGGGGUGCUCUCCUGGGCUGUGCCAGUGGCGGCGGGAGGUGGCCUUGCAUGUGGCAUUGGUGCAGUGAUGGCAUGGAGGGCCAUGAGGGGUCGCCAGAGAGAACAUCCUGCAAUGAGCCUGAACACCAUGAGCUUCUAGGCCAUGCGCAGGAGCUCAUCCUAAAUUCCCAGCAUCGUUCCUCUCCACCCUCUACCUUGGCCACCCCCGCCACCACCGAGAGCACUUGCUUCAACACCUGGUGAAACAGGAUGCCACAAGGACAGUCGUGACUUCUGGAGUCCGGGGCCUAUGAUCCUGGAAUUGGCAAAUUUAAAUAAAGGUCAAAGCCGUUCUGUUCUUGGGUUAGCCUGCCUGAAGCGCUCACCUUCCAUCUAUCAAGCAGCACAGGUACGGGAGCUGGAG
Messenger RNA from Manis pentadactyla (Chinese pangolin), 4913 nucleotides. It is a transcript of the gene PLB1, whose product is annotated as phospholipase B1. Lineage: Eukaryota; Metazoa; Chordata; Mammalia; Pholidota; Manidae. Gene Ontology annotation, biological process: phospholipid metabolic process. Gene Ontology annotation, molecular function: glycerophospholipase activity. The transcript is spliced from 58 exons. Bases 267 to 4649 code for a protein of 1460 amino acids. The record is from RefSeq and is a predicted model, not a curated record.